GCUCUGUCUGAAGAUGGAGCACUGCACAAUGAAGAAGCCGAGGUUGUGUGUUCUUUCCUUGCUGGAGGUGACAAUGGUUGCUCUUCUCCUGCUUGUCCAUGGUGUGCAAUGUGAGAGCUCUACUCAAGGUGGCGGUGGCGGCGGCGGCGCCGCGAACUUGACGGUAACCGGCACCGUGUUCUGCGACGCUUGCUCCUCCAGCUCCUUCUCCAACCAUAGCUACUUCUUGCCAGGUGUGAGGGUGAGAAUCGACUGCAUGAUCAGUGUGAAGUCGGCGUCGAAGGAGGAGAUCAAGAUCACGGCGGAGAAGGUGACCAACACCUUCGGCGCCUACCAGCUCGACAUCCCGGCGAUCGACGGCUUCGAGUGCGCCGCCUCCGCCUCCGCCUCCGCCACCGCCGCCGAAUCGUUCUGCCGCGCCGCCGUGCUCGACAACCCCUCCGCACUCUGCAACGUGCCGGCGGUGACCACCACCGUCGGCCACAUCUCCUUCUCCGGCCAGGAGCCCAGCAGCGCCUGCCUCUACAACCUCAACUCCCUCUACUACCGCCCAGGCAGCAAGAACGGCCAGUGCGGCGGCGCGCCGGAGACGCCGCCCGCCGCGCUGAACACGUCGCUGUUCUACUGCCCGCCGUGGCCGUGGCCGCCGAUCCCGUUUUGCACGCCGCGCCCGUGGUUCCCGCCCAUCCCGUUCCUCACGCCGCCGCCGCCGCCGGUGUUCCCGUUCCCGCUGCCGCCGAUCCCGUUCCUCACGCCGCCGUCGCCGCCCCCUCCGGCGUUCCCGUUCCCGCUCCCGCCGUGGCCGUGGACGCCACCGCCAGCGCCGCAACCGCCGCCGGCGUUCCCGUUCCCGCACCUGCCGCCGAUCUUCUCGCCGCCGUCCCCACCCCCGCCGCCACCGCCGGCGUUCCCAUUCCCUCUCCCGCCAUUCCCACACUUCCCGCCACUGCCAUCAUUCUACCCAUCACCACCUCCACCACCGCCGCCGCCACCGCCGCCGUCGUUCCCUUGGCCGUUCCCGCCAUUGCCGCCGUUCUUCCCGCCAUUUCCGUCUCCCACGACACCGUCGCCUCCGCCGUUGAUGUACUCUCGCAAAGAUCCGAGCACUUGGUCGUCUUCCAAACAGCAGCCAUGAGAAAAUACAUUUUGUUUUUUUGCUUGUGCUGAAAAACAAAAUUUGAUAUUGUGUACUAAGAUUUGUUCAGUGUUGAGAUGUAAGAGUGCACUUGGGUAUUUGCACUCUAUAUACAAAUAUUUGUAUAUUUUAGGUUCUGAAAGAACAAAUUAUAGGUUUCUUUGUAACUAUGAAAAAUGCAAAUUUAUCGUGGCUUGUGCUUUUUUUCAGUCUUUUUGCGACAAAUUUAGUUCACACAGGACUCCUCCAAUGGAUGCGUUGGCAAAGCUGA
This is a messenger RNA of Oryza brachyantha (malo sina), 1406 nucleotides long. RefSeq names its product leucine-rich repeat extensin-like protein 3. The record is from RefSeq and is a predicted model, not a curated record. NCBI's taxonomy places the organism in Eukaryota, Viridiplantae, Streptophyta, Magnoliopsida, Poales, Poaceae. The coding region runs from base 14 to 1135 and encodes 373 amino acids. The transcript is spliced from 2 exons.